AAUUGAUGUAGGUAUUUUCUUUUGUCCCUAAUUAUUUACAUGUUGAUGUGUCUGAUGAUAAUUACUUGGCCAAUCCGGAUCUGUUGAAAUAUCAUAUUGUCUCUAUCAAGGUAGCCGUUACAUUUAAUGUAUUUUCAUACAUUACGCCUGUCACAUUGAUAUAUUUACACGACCUAGUUAUUAACUACAAACAGGAAAUGACAUACGUGUUACAAGUGCAUGCAGUUUAAAUUACGUUAGUGAGUGAUGGUGAGGUAAAUUUCCUAUUUUGUACUACAUGUAUAUAAAUAUGGAAACAUCUUUUUUCAAACAAUAUGAAGACCAGGACACAGGUUUGACCUUGGUAUCAUUAUGUUUUCAUAUCGUUAUAAGGUCAGUCAGGGUAUAUUAAGAGGUUACUCACCAAACAACGGGACGUUCUCCGAAAUAUACGUCAUCUAUCUAUUUAUAGCAAUGCGAGUAUAAUGUUGAUUCGUGGAAAUCAUUUUACUUAAACGUUUAUCGGAAACAACGACAGACAGCUGUAGUUUGAAACAGGUAUCCAGUCACCAUUUAACGAUAUGGCAGCGAAAGACAAACCACCUCCAGAGGUUCUACAAUUGCACAAAGAGAUGGUUAAGGAACUAGGAAAAUUAUUUUCGGUUCCUGGAAAAGCAUGGUCUGAAAUGCGGAGCCAGGUGGGAAUGCUAGAUCUCCUCUCCAAUGCUGUCCUAGGACAAGUUGAAAGCAUGACUGAUCUGUUCAUUGAAUUGAUAAAGAGCAAUGGCAAUAAAAUUACGUACGGGAAGUACGAUAAGAUUUACGCCAUUUUUGAUGACGAAGACGUUGCGGCUGGAAACAUAAUUAAACGCUUCACAAAAAGUAUAGCAGAGGCCUCUAAAACAAAAGGGAAGCGACAACACAGCCCUGACUCUGAUUCCGAAACUCAAGUUCGCAAAUCAAAACGAAAGAACGAAAAACGCAACAUAAGCCGCGAUUCUGAUUCUGAAACCGAAUAUGAAAACCCCACAUCGUCUGGAAGUGAAGCCGACGGAAGCGAAUCGAAUCGAAGAAAAGAGAAUGCGGGGAAUUUAAGAAAAGAACACGAUGACACGCACAAUGCAAGCAUAGUUCAUACUUGGCAAACAGCGAUGAAUGCUGUCGGAUUUAUCCAGGGCCCAGUCUUUAGUGGCACAGGGUUUAGAGUGGGAGAGGACAUGAUAAUGACAGCCUACCAUGUGGUAGAGGACAUAACAAAGACUCACAAGAACGACAAACCAGACCUGUCGAAACUUGGAACAGACAACGUAUUCAUCACGUUCAACUAUCUCGAGGCCGAUAACUCAACGAAAGUUCGAAAAACUCGAAAGUUUUAUUUCAAAGAACAACGUUUUUCCCAUGACAAAGAAAUGGAUUUCGCCAUUUUACAAUUACGAAAUAAGGAUAAUAACGAAGAAUCUAGCUAUCCAAAAGCCAUAACGCGUUUCAAGCCCGUAUACCCUGAGCAGACCUUCGCUCUACUCGGUCACCCCGAUCGGAAACCUAUGCAGCUAGAUCCCAAGGUUCACAUCUUUGAUCCCAAGAGUGAUCAAGGGAAAAGACGGCUAGAGAAGAUGAAAAAAUGGGGACGCAAAAAAGGUAAAAAAUCGGCGUAUGAAAAAAUCCUAGACGAAAGAAAAGUUUUAUUUGACUGCUGGGUUCAGCAUGGGGCUUCUGGAUCACCGGGAAUUGAAAUGGGUUCCGAUGGGGAGCCCGUCUGUAGCCUCAUGCUCAUACACGGAUAUCCGAAUUUUGUCUUUGAUGAUGAAUAUAAAAGAAAGGAAAAAGAUCAUCCAUACAUGAUCGAGCAAGGUGUUACAAUGCAGGCGAUUGCAACACAAUUAAACGGAAUGGGUUCAGAUGCGAGGAAAAUGAAGCAGGAAAUAUUUGCUGACGUUUUUGAGUAAUUAAGAAUUAGAAAAAUACAUCGGUGUGCUUAAACAAGAGCAUUUCUAUUUUGCAUCAAAACAGCAUUUCAUAUCAAAGGCUAAGUUUGUUUUAAACACAAACAGAAUUGAAAUCUUCUGUGUUCUUAGUCAAUCAAUUAGUGUUGCACUCUUAUACUGCAGGCAGUCGAGAGAACGGGCAAUAUAUUUACCAUUCCACUCCUUAGUGGAUGGUGCUGCAAAGGUCAUUAGGGCUAGGUUAAAUACAACUCAUCAAAUUUCACCGGCACAAUUUACCGACAAAGUAGUAAGAUCGUAAUAUAAUGAACAUAUCCUGAGAGUGAAAACAUUUAUGUCGGCAUCAAACUCAUUUUCAUCUUGAAAGUGAAAGAAAAAUAAAUUUGCUAUAAUGAAA
Molecule: messenger RNA, 2319 nt
Organism: Mizuhopecten yessoensis (Yesso scallop)
Lineage: Eukaryota; Metazoa; Mollusca; Bivalvia; Pectinida; Pectinidae
Exons: 6
Coding region: 561-1925 (454 amino acids)
Source: RefSeq, a predicted model, not a curated record